UACUUAACAGGCAGUUUGGGAAAUAUUUAACAGCUUUUGAUGGCCGUGCAGAGGGCCGACCGACAAUGAGCCCAUGCCACUUCAAACCACGAAAUUACUCAACAUACGUAUCGGUCAAAUCCAUGGCGGGAGCAGCUACUAGCGAUCAUGGCGCUAGCCAACUACUUCAAGACCUGAACAAGAGAGAGAGAAAGCGGCAGCAGAAUCGUACCGCGCAGCGCACGUAUAGACGCAACCAAAAACACCGAAUUCAGGCUCUUGAGGCAGCCGUCGCACAGUCUAUCAACGGGCUGACGCCCCCACGAGAGGCUAUGCUUCUGGACGACAUACUCUACGAGCACGAGCCUGCAGCCGCUCCCGGCGAUAGGGCCAUCGACCCUGUCCUGACCGACAGCUCGCCCCCGCUGAUGGCGGACAUGGCUCGUACAGCGCUUCACCGGGCGGUGUGCAGUGGCAAUGAGUCAAUGGUUCGCCUUCUGUUGGAGCGAGGGGCGGACAUUGCAAAGCCGGAUGGCAAUGGGAACACCGCCCUUCAUCUUGCAGCCGAGAGCGGAGGCGGGGAACUUUUGCAGCUCCUGCUUGAGAAGUCCGCCGACCCCAAUGCCAUCGACUACCUAGGCCGUACCGCCCUGUUCGCCGCGGUCCUGGGAGAGAACGAGACGACGACCGAGCUGCUUCUCAAGUCACCGAGGAUUGACGUAAAUGCGAAGGACUUGAUGGGCAAUGUUGCGCUUCAUAUGGCUGUCGAAUGCGGUUCUGAGCCCCUUGCUCUUCUUCUGCUGGCACACGGCGCCGACAUCAAUGCCUAGAUCGGCGUUCAUAAUGAAAACUUCGGUGCUAAUCAAGGUUGUCUGGAGGCCCCAGACCCUCAAAAAAUGCAUACGUAAACAGAGUUACUUAUCACCCCUGCCAUCGCUACAACCAUCGCACUAGCGUAAAACAAUACGGUGGUACACAAACACACACGCCAUUUCUCUCCAAAGGCCGCCACAGGGAACCCCACCCCAUUGGGCUGUCUAAUCUCUGAGCCAACACCCCGCAUGACCGACCCACGUCUUGAUCGGCAUGUUCCUGUAGUCGGGGCCUUUGUCCGACAUGUCUAUCAGAAACUGGGAACAGUGCAUCGUGUGCUCGACGCUCGCAAUGAUGGUGUCCAAAGCCACCCGCUCUUCAUAAAAGGCCCAGAACUGCUUGCGCCACAACAUGGCGCAGUGCACAAUGUGGUCCCGCUCAGAUGUGUAAUAGAACUCCAUCUCAGACAUGGUGUCGAUGGUGAGGAGCUCUGUACGAUUCUCGUCCGCAAACCCGAACCAUGAUCCGUCCGUCUUGUAUUCUUCGAUCGCGUCAUGGUCCAUGCAAACCUCUGGGAUCCAGUGGUUGGCCAGGAUGUCGUAAUGGCAGUUUAGGCUCUUCGCCUCGGCGGUUGAACUACCGCACGUCAAAAGCCGGGACUUGGUGGUUAUGUUGUCGUGCUCUUUGGUGGUCUGCGUAUGUUCCGCACUUUCGUGGCUUGUGUGAUAAUCAUGAUGAAUGAAGAGAGGGGCGCGUGUGGCGAGAAAAAGGCCCCCCCAAACCAGUGAUGUGAUGAGGAAAACCACCACGUGCGUGGCAAUAGGAUGGUGCAAAGCGGCGGAACAGCGCUUCAAGACAUCUUUGCGGCCAAGGAAACGGGUAUUCAGAAUGCUAUGUUUCCGACCAGGGGAAUGAUUUUUCGUCUCUUCCAGGAACGGUUCACUUUCGCCUUCCAGCAGCAUGAUUCGAGUUGCGUCUGGGGUUGGUACAGAUGUUCGUUUUGGGUAGUCAAGCUUUGCAGGGCGGAAUUUUCCUAUGCUCGAGUCUCCUAUAAUGUAU
Colletotrichum destructivum is the source of this 1851-nucleotide messenger RNA. RefSeq names its product Putative ankyrin repeat-containing domain superfamily, basic-leucine zipper domain superfamily. Gene Ontology annotation, molecular function: DNA-binding transcription factor activity; protein binding. Bases 66 to 809 code for a protein of 247 amino acids. Lineage: Eukaryota; Fungi; Ascomycota; Sordariomycetes; Glomerellales; Glomerellaceae. The transcript has 2 exons. Gene Ontology annotation, biological process: regulation of DNA-templated transcription. The record is from RefSeq and is a predicted model, not a curated record.